CAUUUUCUUUCCUGUUCUUCGUUGUAUCUUUACCACUUUCUUUAUUUUAUAAUUUUAUACGUUCUGGAUUUCAUCAAAAAAUUUAUUUAUCUUUAUAUUUUUUUUUCAACACAGAUAAAACUUAUUUAACAUGCCUCUCAAACUUGAAGAAAUUUCUCCUGAAAGUGAGCUUCAACAAAAUCUUGAACAACUUAAUGUCACAGAAAAUGAUGGUCAUAAACGUGAUGUUGAUGUACAUGCAGUAGAAGGAGAGUCUGCUAAUAACGACAAGAAACAAGAUCGUAAAACUACUUUGGUGGACAAUAAUAUUGUCAAUGAGAAAAAAUGGAGUGAUGAAACAACUUGUCAUUCUGAAGAUGGUAGUCAUGAAAUUGGGUUAAAGGUUACUAACGAUAAUGACAAGGAUAAGGAUUAUACUUCUUCUGCUGAUGAAUCUGAUUUUAGUCUGCCAAAACAUCGGAAAGAUUAUCCAAGUGAUGAUGAAAGAACAGAUUCUGAACCUUUGAGUAAUGAAGAAGACGAGACUGGUUCGGAAGACAGUAAUUAUCGUUUAAUUCCUCUACAAAAAUUGUCAGAAAUAUAUACUCCUUAUGAGCAAACAACCCCAAUUAAGUCUUCUAAUACCCUUCAAAUAAAUGGUACGAACGACCCAUUUGAGGUUUCUCCAAUGACUCUUGGCGACAGUUCUCUUCAAGAUGAUGAUAUAGACAUAGCAAGAAUUGUUAAUCCUAUUGUAAGGUGUAUCGCUGAUUUGAGAUCAGAAUUUCGUACACAAUUGGCUAAAAUUCAUUAUUGUCCGGAUACUAAUCUUGAUAAAGUGAAAUUUGACGAAAACUGGCAACAUACUGAAUUCGAAAAACCACAAGAUCAAUAUUGUUAUAAUGCUAUUGCUACUGCUGGGAAACUUCUUGACGUUAUUAUGCCGAUGCAACUACCUGAAGAAGCUAAAGAACAUAUUGCUCAAGCUCGUCACAUCCUUUGGAAAAAGGCUUUGCUUUGUCGUACUAAUACUGAAAACAUCAACUUAUCUAGUUCAAGUAUUUCUCAAGCGGAUAAUGAUAUUGAUUCUGCUACUGCAACUGUUACUACUCCGAAUAAUAAUUCGAAAUCUGGUACGGAAUUAGUUUCUUCGAAUACUAAUGAAAAUAAUAAAUCAUCUGGGUCAUCUGUCGAAGCGAAGAGUAGUGGUGAAAACAACAAUAAAACAUCUGUCGAGAUUGUCAAUAAAGCCGAGGUCAUUACCACGAAAAAUAAAGAAAGUAGCAAUAAUCAUAACGUGACUAACCCUAACAAAUAUCGACGUGGUACAAGUCAAGGAAGAAAAUUGAGACGACAUUCAACAUAUUCUUCUCCGAAAAGUGGUCGUCGUAGCCAAAAUUAUUCACCUAGGACACCCAAUUCACGUUCUCCUCGUGUUGGAAGCACUGUUACCUCUUCUAUUGCUGGUUCGGCUACUCAAGCGAAUAAUAGACGAUUUGUUGGAUUUUUACCUUCAAGAUGCUUUACUUGUGGUGGUAUUGGUCAUUACGCCACCAACUGUCCUAACAAAGGAUCUUUUAUUACUACAAGUACGAGUAAUAAUCAUCAUCAACCUUCUCGUAGUCGCCGUCGUAAUUUCGAUCGAUAUAAAAGGACCACAGAAACCAACACGAAUAAUUCCACUUCCAAUGAAUAAACAGAAAAGGUGGUUGUUGUAAAAUUAAUAUUAAAUAGGAUGUAAUAAUCUGUUGUUGUAAUCUAUUAUUUGUAAAUGAACGAUUAUUAAUAAUGUAGCUGUUAUUUAUGAUUUAUCACUAACUAUAGUUGAAGGAGGUAGAUUUAAACUCAAUUCUGAGUGCAAUUGGAGUGAAAGGAGGGUCGUUGUUGCAUUUAUUUCUUUAGGUGGUUAUUAUUUGUUUUAUUUAGAAAAGUUGUACGCUGUACAUGUACGUGUUGCAAUUCAUUAGAUAGGAUGAAAUUAAGGUUUCAAAGAAUUCAAGCAUAUUAGAAUUCAAGCGUAUUUGCGAAUGAAUAUUUAUUAGCAUUAUUUCAUUUUCUGGUGUAAAGAAUAGUAUUGAUUACAAGUUACCUUCUUUAAUUUCAUUUUAAAUUUUAUAAUUAAAUAGUUAUUAAAAGUUUACUGCGGUAAGGAUUCAUGAAAAAUAAAAUAAAAUAAAGACUA
Messenger RNA from Rhizophagus irregularis DAOM 181602=DAOM 197198, 2161 nucleotides. RefSeq lists its product as uncharacterized. NCBI's taxonomy places the organism in Eukaryota, Fungi, Glomeromycota, Glomeromycetes, Glomerales, Glomeraceae. The record is from RefSeq and is a predicted model, not a curated record. Gene Ontology annotation, molecular function: zinc ion binding; nucleic acid binding.